Molecule: messenger RNA, 2533 nt
Organism: Sebastes umbrosus (honeycomb rockfish)
Lineage: Eukaryota; Metazoa; Chordata; Actinopteri; Perciformes; Sebastidae
Gene: pus10
Product: pseudouridine synthase 10
Exons: 18
Coding region: 156-1778 (540 amino acids)
Biological process (GO): tRNA pseudouridine synthesis
Molecular function (GO): pseudouridine synthase activity; RNA binding
Source: RefSeq, a predicted model, not a curated record
GCUGAUCUGGGGUUGAUUAGCUUUGUCUGUUGUAGCUGAACUAGCAUGGAGGAAGCAUAUUUAGAUGGACUAUGCUAACAAGUAACUGAACCACUGUCUUGUUUUAGGUGCUUUAUAUCGUCGUGAAUCUACCUCUUCUGUGUCCGCCUGGAGUCAUGCUGCCGCUGAAGGAGAAGGAUAAACCCAUCGUCCAGAAGCUGCUGUCGGCCGGCUGCUGCGCUCGCUGCGUCCUCAGGUUCUGCUGUGUGAGCGUCCAGGCUGCCUACAGAAAACCCCAACAGGAUACACUCAAGGAACUUCAAGCUUUCAUCAGCAACACAGAGAACAGCAAAUCCCAAGAAUCAGCAGCUGCACAGUCCACAGAAGAAAACAACAAAUCCCAUGAUGCAGCAGUAUCAGAAGCACCUGAAGACCCACCGAGUAAAAGAGCGAAACUGGAUCCCAGUGGGACCGGCGCCCUGUCAGAGGAAGACGCUGCAGUCAAACUGAAGGAUGAAGAGUCGAGAGUGUGUGUGGUCUGUUUGGGGAUCCUACAGGAACUCUGUGGCACGACUCAUGCCGUAAAGAUAGCGGAGACAGUGAAGGCAGGAAAGUACGAGUUUGACACCCUGGUGCUGUCUGUGUCUCUGCCUGCUCAGCUGUGUGUCCGCGAGCACUCCUGUUGGCUUCAUGUGAAGAAGGAAAUGAGAGAGAAGAGUAUGGCAGUCGACAAGGACGACCUCAUCCAGGUGAAGGAGGCCUUCAAGUGGGUCAUCCAGGGCCUGGUCGCCAAGGAGCUGGGGGGCGUUGCCGUGGUUACCCGGAGUUUGUUCGAGGUCAGCGUGGGGUUCACUCACCCAGAGACGGACGCUGACUGCCACUUCCUAGCAACAACAUGUGCUGACUGCUUCAGACCCACCAAGAACAAACAGUCGGUGUUCACCAGGAUGGCCGUGGUCAAAGCUCUGGAAAAGAUAUCUGACGCCAUAUUCCUAAAACAUUACGCUUGUCCACCAGCGCAGCCGACCAGCAGUUGCAGCCCUCAGGACGUCCAGUGUCUCCACAUGUCUGUCUUUAUCGCAGGGAGGUACAACAAGUUCUCCCGCAGUCUGCCUCAGACUCCCUGGGUGAUCGAUGGAGAGAGGAGGAUGGAGUCGUCGGUGGAGGAGCUGAUUGCAGCGCACGUCCUGUCGUCCUUCAUAGCCGACGGAUUUAAUUUCUCCUCGUCUGGCAGGGAGGAUGUGGAUGUCCGGACUCUUGGAAACGGUCGUCCGUUUGCGAUGGAGCUGCUGAAUCCUCACAGAUCCAGAUUGAGCAAAGUGGAGAUGAAGCAGCUGCAGGAGACCAUCAACAAGUCUUCAGACAAAAUCAGGGUGAGAGACCUGCAGAUUGUGUCCAGGGAGGCUAUGAGUCGAAUGAAGGAGGGAGAGGAGGAGAAAACCAAGUCAUACACAGCGCUCAUCUGGACCCAGAAACCCAUUAAGAGUGAAGACAUCGCCUUCAUCGAUGACAUCAAGGAUCUAACGCUGGACCAGAAGACCCCUCUGAGGGUUUUGCACCGACGGGCGCUGGCCGUCCGUCAGCGAGUCGUCCACAGUAUGAACACCCGCUUCCUGGACUCUCAUCACUUCUACCUGGGGCUGAAAACACAGGCCGGGACUUACAUCAAAGAGUUCGUCCACGGAGACUUUGGUCGCACUAAACCCAACCUGUGUAUCCUGCUGAAGAGCGAUACGGACAUCCUGGAGCUCGACGUGGAGUCUGUGGACGUGGACUGGCCUCCGUCCAUCCCAGAGUGAACGCUGCCUCGCCUCACUGCCGCCGGCCUCGUCCUGUUUCUGAGCAGUGAGACCGAACCGGUUCUGUCAGCAGCAGGUGUGGAUCCUGUUUGGGAGCGCGACACCAAACCAUGGACCCGGUUCAGAGCGUCUGAGACUGAAAACAUGACGGUGUGGAGGAAACCUCCAGUCACACAGUCCUGCUGGCUGCUUUGUGAAGCCUGGUCUGUUAAUGUUUUGGUCCUCGCUGAUCAAAACUUAGGUGACUGUAUCUUCAUUUGUAUCACAGAGAAAAUGUUCAGUAACACUUUCUAGUGGUCUAUUUCUGUUAGUUAUAUCUGUAACAAGUUAUUCUAUAGCCAUGAUAGCAGCCUUGUAAACCUGCAUUACUCAUUACAUGCCAGAUUUUAUUUGAGUUUUGAUCGUACGGCGUCGUCUCCAGUUUGUCCUGAUGGAGGCACCAGAGGGAAGGUCAUAAAUCAAAGGGGUUUCUUCUCUGUACGGUGGUCUUAUUAGAAUAGCUCAGACUCAGCUUCAGCUGAGUUUAAUUUCGCUUCUUUUGAGAUCAGCCAAUUAGACUGUUAUCUGGUGGUUAUCAGCCUCAUAGAUGUGGGUCAGAAGGGCCCUGCUACACCCAAUAUUAGGUUUUAUCAUCUAUUCACAUGGACCAGUGGUUCCUGUUUUCCUUGAAGCCCCCCCGACGUCAUCACCCUAAAAAAAAUUACAAAUCCUUGAACUGAAUCUUCAGUUUGAAUAAAUUGAUUCAGUUUAUUAAA